UGCCAGCCCACAGAGACAGAGAGAAGAAGAAAUAUUUCCAAAUAUACCAGGCUGAUCUUUCGUAGUUUCUCAGUCUUGCUGUCUGUUGUCGUUUGAAAUCUGUUUCCCACGAGACUCUGGGAAGAUGGAGGUGCAGGGCUUGGGUAACAGCUGCCUUCCUCAGGGCUGGGUACCUGCUCUCCGAGUCUGUGUCUCCAGGCUGUGUGCUCAGACUUGACCAUGUUUGGGCAUGGAGGCUUGCCCCAGAUGGGGACCAAAAGCUGCUUCCCUGGAGACGGGCGGGGAGGCCAAACUUCCUGCUGAAGCUCUGUGGCCUCUUUUGGGGCGGGGGCUGGGGUCCAGGCAGAAAGAAACCGUCUGCUGCUGAAGACCCACAGGGCGCCGGGAAGACUAAAUGAUCACUGCCCCCAGUGAAUAUGGUGAAGAAGCUGGUGAUGGCCCAGAAGCGGGGAGAAACACGAGCCCUUUGCCUGGGUGUAACCAUGGUGGUGUGUGCCGUCAUCACCUACUACAUCCUGGUCACGACUGUGCUGCCCCUCUACCAGAAAAGCGUGUGGACCCAGGAAUCCAAGUGCCACCUGAUUGAGACCAACAUCAGGGACCAGGAGGAGCUGAAGGGCAAGAAGGUGCCCCAGUACCCAUGCCUGUGGGUCAACGUGUCAGCUGCCGGCAGGUGGGCUGUGCUGUACCACACGGAGGACACUCGGGACCAGAACCAGCAGUGCUCCUACAUCCCAGGCAGCCUGGACAAUUACCAGACGGCCCGGGCCGACGUGGAGAAGGUCAGAGCCAAAUUCCAAGAGCAGCAGGUCUUCUACUGCUUCUCCGCACCUCGGGGGAACGAAACCAGCGUCCUAUUCCAGCGCCUCUACGGGCCCCAGGCCCUCCUUUUCUCCCUCUUCUGGCCCACCUUCCUGCUGACCGGUGGCCUCCUCAUUAUCGCCAUGGUGAAGAGCAACCAGUACCUGUCCAUCCUGGCGGCCCAGAAGUAGAGCCAGCCAUGCCAUACCACUUGUCAGGGCACAGGGGACUGGCUGGGACCCCAGGGCUGCUCCCCACUUGCAGACCCAUGCCUUCUCCACCUGCCCUCCCACUCUUCCACUCCAAUCCACGCUGUCUUCUGUUGCAGGACUAACCUUUGAGAAAUCCUUUUGUGAAGUCAUUUCCUUCUCAAGAAUGUACAGUGGCUCCCCAAUGCCUUGGAGGCCAUAAGGCCAGCCAGUUCUAGCUCUCUAUUACCUGUCCCCACUCAACUGACUCAUACCUGUUUCCGGCUGCAUCACUAUGUGCCCCACAGAGAACGAUGAUCGUCACCUCUGUGCCUGAGUUCUCCCUGUUGUCUCAAAGCGGUACCCAUCCUCCCCCAGAAGCUGUCCCCAGCGAGCCUCACUUCUUUGUUUGAAUUCUCUAAUAAGAGCAACAGCAGCUCCCAUUUCUAGAACACAUUUACAGUAUUACUAUUUUCUAGGAUAUAAAGUGCCAUAUAUAUUUUUAAUUCCAACAUUAAUAAAUGUAUGCCAAACAACAAUCAGCUGCAAGGAAAUACAUGAGAACUCAUCAAAAUUUUAGCGGCGGGAUGGUGGUUAAUUUCUGUUUUCUUCCUUAUCCCCUUUUUAUUUUUGCUGCUUUUCUAAAUUUUUGAUUAUAGGAAGGGUGUGUUUCGUUUGCUUUUAAUCAGAAAAGCCACGGUAGAUGCCAUUUUGGAAAAGUUGAAAGAGUGUGUCCCCCUCACAGAAAAAGAUGGAAGUAGGUCUGGGGACGGAGUUGGGUUCCAGUCAGAGACAGGCCGUUCAGAACACACAAUCUUAAAAACCCCUCUGGGCCGGGCGCGGUGGCUCACUCCUGUAAUCCCAGCACUUUGGGAGGCCGAGGCUGGCGGAUCACGAGGUCAGGAGAUCAAGACCAUCCUGGCUAACAUGGUGAAACCCCGUCUCUACUAAAAAUACAAAAAAUUAGCCAGGCGUGGUGGUGGGCGCCUGUGGUCCCAGCUACUCAGGAGGCUGAGGCAGGAGAAUGGCGUGAACCCGGGGUUCGGAGCUUGCAGUGAGCCGAGAUUGCGCCACUGCACUCCAGCCUGGUGAUAGAACAAGACUCCGUCUCAAAAAAAAAACACAAAAAACAAAAAAUGAAAAACAACCCUCUGGAGGAAAGGUCAUGAUAUAGAGGAGGAUUUGUUAUUUAAAUUGAGGGUAUGGACUCUGGCACUGAGCCUGCUGGGGAAGCCUAUCUCAGAUUUGAAAAGGGCAAAAUGGGAAGAAGCCAUCACCUUUACCAUUCCCACUCCAUGAAGUUUUCCUAGAACGAUGACUGUCCAGGUGUGGUCCCUGGGCCAGCAGCAUCAGGAUCCUGUGGCAGCUUGUGAGAAAUGCACACUCUCAGGCCCCUGUCCCAGCCCCACCACGCCAGAAGCCCUGCACGGGGUGGGGGUAGCAAUGUUCUGUGUUCUAACAAUGCGUAGGGGAUUCUGUGGCACACCUCGAGCCGGAGAACUACCGGUGUAGGAAGUGAGCGUCCUGUCGCGAGGAUUUUCAGAGCAGAUGAGUGACCAUUCGGCAGGGCCAGUCCUGAGCUGGGUGUGAAGUUAGGCUGGUGUCUGAAGUUUCUUCCAGUGUUGUGAGUCUAAGAUGCAGCUCUUGGGUUUGAAUCCUGUCUCUACUCUGCCCGAUUUCAUCUCUUUGAUUCUUAGUUUUUUCAUCUAUAAAAGAAGGACUCUUUCUGGAUAGUUGGGAGGGCUGAAGGAAUGUUUGACACAUCAUAGGUGUUUAAAAUGGCAACUAUAGUUUUUUUUGUUUGUUUUGUGUGUGUGUUUUUUUCUUAACUUUAAGUUGCAGGGUACACGUUCAGGUUUGUUACAUAGGUACACUUGUGUUAAGGGAGUUUGUUGUGCAGAUUAUUUCAUCACCCAGGUAUUAAGUCUAGUACCCAUUAUUAAAGAAAAUGUGGUACGUAUACGUCAUGGAAUAUUAUGCAGCCAUAAAAAGGAAGGAGAUCAUGUCCUUUGCAGGGACAUGGAUGGAGCUGGAGGCCCAAUAUUAUCCUUAGCAAACUAACACAGGAACACAAAACUAAAUACUGUAUAUUCUCACUUAUAAGUGGGAGCUAAAUGAUGAAAACACAUGGACACAAAGAGGGGAACAACACACACUGGGGCCUAUUGGAGGGCGGGAGGUAGGAGGUAGGAGAGGAUCAGGGAAAAAGAGCUAUUGUUAGUAACAAGAAAAAGUCGGCCGGGCGCGGUGGCUCACACCUGUAAUCCCAGCACUUUGGGAGGCCGAGGUGGGCAGAUCACGAGGUCAGGAGAUCGAGACCAUCCUGGCUAACACGGUGAAACCUUGUCUCUACUAAAAAAUAGAAAAAAUCAUAGCCGGGCGUGGUGGUAGGCGCCUGUAGUCCCAGCUGCUCAGGAGGCUGAGGCAGAAGAAUGGCGUGAACCCGGGAGGCGGAGCUUGCAGUGAGCCGAGAUCGCUCCACGGCACUCCAGCCUGGGAAACAGAGCAAGACUCUGUCUCAAAAAAAAAAAAAAAAAAAAAAAAGAAUAAGUCAUGAAUACUCAGAAACUUCCAGAAGUUAUACUGACAAUGUUAUCUGGCAUGUAUGGGUGCUUAUUUAUUCUGUGCCAGGCACUGUACUAAUUAGUUUGCCUUGGAAAAAAAAAUGAGAUACUCCUGAACCUGCCUCAUAGAUGAUGAGAAGCAACAGAGGACAGUGGCUAAGUAUGUGGACUUGGGAUGUGCACUAUUUGGGUUCAAAUUCCAGCUGUGCUGUUCACAAGCUGGGUGACUGGGCAAAUAACCUUUCUGUGCCUGUUUCCUCGUUUGCAAAACGAAACUGAUAAUAGUAUCUUUCCAUAGAGUUUUGGCAUGAAACAAAUUUUUAUGUAAAUUUCCUAGGAUAGUGACAUAUGGUAAGUGCUAUCUAAGUUACUAUGAAAAACUGAGGCUGUAAGAGGUAACUGGCCAAGGCCAUCUGUAAAGUGAGGGGCUAGGACUCAAGCCCAGAGCUGUGUGUUCCAGUACCUGGCAUCUCAACCACAGAACUCAGCAGAGCCAGCUGUGAAGGGCUGAGGGACACAGCCACUCAAAGCCACAGGGGCCAGGCAGGGAGCUGUGUUGCAUCCCUGGAACCCAGGUGCCCUCAUGCAGGUUGGAGUUCUGAGGGGAGGCCCUGGAAUCUGCACCAGCAUCUGCCACUUCCAGCCAGGGAGCCCAGAGGUAUCCCUGUGGCCUCCAGUUUCUUACCUGGUGGACCUUCCUUCCAAAGGCAGGCAGCUCAUCAUUCCCUGGAAUUUUUUCCUUCUGGGGUCAGGGAAGUCUCAAAGGUCCGCAUGUGAGUCUUUUAAGAAAGUCUUAAUUGUAAUAUUGUACUAUAGUUUUGCAAAAUAUUAAAUAUUACCAUUGGGGACAUUAGGUAGAGGGGGCACGGAAUGUCUCUGUAUUAUUUCGUAAAGCUUCAUGUGAAUCUACAAUUAUCUCAAAAAUUUAAGUUAAAAAGGGAAGAAAAAUAAGAAAGGAAGUCCCAACUGGGAGUCUGAUUUAAAGGGUCUAUUUUGUCAAUGGUUUCCAUGCACCUGAAUUUGGGACUAAAAUACACAGAAACUCAGAAUACCCAAACAAUCCCUGCAGGGGAAAAGGCCAUGUUCCUCUAGAAAAAUUAGUAUGUGAGGAUGCCUAACCCCCACUGUCCCAUAAAUUAUUAAUGAUGACCUUCAUUUGCUUGAGACAGAUGUUCUCCUCCUGUCAAUAAAGACUGGCCUUCUAGCAAAUGCCACAACUGUCUGCUGCUCACAGAACUUUAUGCACGGGAUAAGCAUGAAAUAAUGGGAAUUUAGGCAUGAUGGAGUUAGACCCUGUGCCUACGUGUUUUUUUGCAAUAAUAUCUGCCUGGGAGCAGAGAACCUUCAUCAGUUCUUAAUAAACCACUCUGCUAA
Messenger RNA from Pan troglodytes (chimpanzee), 4927 nucleotides. It is a transcript of the gene KCNMB1, whose product is annotated as potassium calcium-activated channel subfamily M regulatory beta subunit 1. Bases 417 to 992 code for a protein of 191 amino acids. The transcript has 4 exons. Gene Ontology annotation, molecular function: calcium-activated potassium channel activity; potassium channel regulator activity. NCBI's taxonomy places the organism in Eukaryota, Metazoa, Chordata, Mammalia, Primates, Hominidae. The record is from RefSeq and is a predicted model, not a curated record. Gene Ontology annotation, cellular component: voltage-gated potassium channel complex; membrane. Gene Ontology annotation, biological process: potassium ion transport; detection of calcium ion.